Messenger RNA from Abrus precatorius (Indian licorice), 2503 nucleotides. RefSeq names its product phosphate transporter PHO1-like. Gene Ontology annotation, molecular function: inositol hexakisphosphate binding. The coding region runs from base 1 to 2307 and encodes 768 amino acids. Lineage: Eukaryota; Viridiplantae; Streptophyta; Magnoliopsida; Fabales; Fabaceae. The record is from RefSeq and is a predicted model, not a curated record. Gene Ontology annotation, cellular component: trans-Golgi network; Golgi apparatus; plasma membrane. Gene Ontology annotation, biological process: phosphate ion transport; cellular response to phosphate starvation. The transcript is spliced from 14 exons.
AUGGUGAAAUUCUCAAGGGAACUCGAAGCUCAACUAAUACCAGAAUGGAAGGAGGCCUUUGUCAACUAUAGCCAGCUCAAGAAACAAAUAAAGAGGAUCAAAUUAACAAGAAUUUCCAAGCAACAAGAAGCACAUCAAGGGGACUUUGGUCUCUCAGUUUUUGAUUCCUUUCGCUUCAUAACCAACAACUUAUUCAGUUCAGACAACAAUAAACAAGAUAUAAUUCAGGUGAGGAGGAAAACCGUGGAGGAGAGUGGAGAAGAAGUGUAUGAAACUGAGCUGGCGCAAUUAUUUUCGGAAGAGGAUGAAGUGCAAGUGUUUUUUGCAAGGCUUGAUGAAGAGCUAAACAAGGUGAACCAAUUCUACAAGAAACAAGAGAGUGAGUUUCUUGAGAGAGGAGAAAUGCUUAACAAGCAGCUUCACAUCUUGCUAGACCUUAAGAAAGUUCUCAGUGAUCGCCUCCGCAAAAAUCCACCGCCAAAGGCUUCUUCUGAUACCGGAAUUUUACCUCAUUCUCCGGUUCACAGCUCCAAUUAUUCGGAAAGUAUUGGAGAAUCAGAAGAAACUAAUUCAGAAAUGGAAGAAGUAAUCUCAACGUUGGAGAAAAAUGGUCUAAGUUUUGUGAAUUCAGCAAUGAGGGUAAAGACAAAGAAGGGAAAGCCUCAGAUGGCAAUGAGAAUUGAUAUUCCGGCCACCACGCCAACACAGGCACUGACGGCUGUUACUUCCCUGUUGUGGGAGGAUUUAGUGAACACUCCAAUGAAACCUGGGUACGGAGAGUUCAUUAACAAGAGAAAAAUCCAAUAUGCUGAGAAGAUGAUUAGAAGUGCAUUUGUAGAGCUCUAUAAAGGUCUUGGCCUUCUCAAAACUUACAGCUCAUUGAAUAUGGUAGCAUUUUCAAAGAUACUCAAGAAAUUUGACAAGGUGUCUUGCCAAAAGGCUUCUGCAAAUUAUUUAAAAGAAGUGAAGAGAUCCCAGUUCAUUAGUUCUGAUAAGGUUGUAAGACUAAUGGACGAAGUGGAAUCCAUAUUCACAAAGCACUUUGCCAACAAUGAUAGGAAAAAGGCAAUGAAGUUUUUAAAACCUCAGCAGCCAAAAAGUUCUCAUAUGGUUACCUUCCUUGUCGGGUUGUGUACAGGUAGUUUUGUAUCCUUGUUUUGUGUAUACAUAAUAUUGGCUCAUUUGUGUGGUAUAUUCUCGCCUAGCACAGAGCCAGCUUAUACGGAAGCAGUCUACCCUGUUUUCAGUGUGUUCACAUUGUUAAGCCUACACUUGUUUAUGUUUGGAUGCAACCUGUACACGUGGAAGAGUACAAGAAUCAACCAUAAUUUCAUAUUUGAAUUCUCACCAAACACAGCAUUAAAGCACAGAGAUGCAUUUCUGAUAUGCACUACCCUCAUGACAACUGUGUUUGGAGCAAUGGUGAUACACCUGCUUCUAAGGGCUGCAGGUUUUUCUCCAGUCCAAGUUGAUGCAAUUCCUGGAAUUCUUCUUCUGAUCUUUGUAGUUCUUCUCAUUUGCCCAUUUGACAUUUUUUAUCGCCCAACGCGCUUCUGCUUCAUCCGUGUUAUGCGUAACAUAGUCUGCUCUCCAUUUUAUAAGGUUCUGCUGGUAGACUUUUUCAUGGCUGACCAACUAACUAGCCAGAUUCCAUUGCUAAGGCAUUUGGGAACAACAGGUUGUCACAUUUUUGCUAGAGUUUUCAAAACAAACCACCCUGAGGCCUGCCAUUCUGGAAGACUAUACGUAGAAAUAACUUAUAUUAUCUCAUUUUUGCCAUAUAUUUGGCGGGCAUUGCAGUGUAUAAGGCGAUGGUUUGAUGACUGUGAUGUUGCCCAUUUGGCUAACAUGGGGAAGUACGUUUCUGCAAUGGUUGCAGCAGCGGCUAGAGUCACAUAUGGGAGGCAAGAUAACUAUGUAUGGUUUGCUAUAGUCUUAAUCACUUCUGGGAUGGCCACAGUAUAUCAAUUGUAUUGGGAUUUUGUUAAGGACUGGGGUUUUUUCAAUCCCAACUCCAAAAACCCAUGGCUCAGAGAUGAUCUAAUUCUUAAAUAUAAAAGCAUAUACUACAUGUCUAUUGCGUUGAAUGCUGUUCUAAGAGUGGCUUGGGUGGAGACUAUGAUGCACCUCAAAGUGGGGCCUGUUCAAACAAGGCUUCUAGACUUUUUGUUAGCUUCACUAGAGGUUAUUCGACGAGGGCAUUGGAAUUUCUACAGGUUGGAGAAUGAGCAUCUAACCAACGUUGGUCAUUUUCGAGCAGUGAAGGCAGUUCCGCUACCAUUUCGCGACAUAGAUUCAGACAGCUGAGAUGACGUUCUCAUACAAGUACAAAUUUUCUAAUAAUGCCAAAGGAAAUAAUAUUUUGAACGUUACCAAUUGAAGUAUCAAUAAACACAGAUUGUUAUGCAAAACAAGAAUGCAUGACAGAUGACAUUUUGUCCUGUAAAUUGGCUCUCACAACGUUUGGAUUUCAUGUUCCCCAAAAUUAAAAUAAAAAAUUAUU